UGUUACGCAUUCAAAAACAAAACAAACAACUGUCAGCCGGCAUUUAUCAAAACAAAUUGUUUAUUUAAUAUUUUCUUUAGUUUAUAUAUUAUUUUAAAAAGAGGCUAUGCCUGACAAUUAUACAAACUAACAAACUGCCAAUAUGCUUACAUAUAUUGUAACGCCUGUCAUUCAGUUCAUGCACUUUAUACACAAAGUCAGUGUAUUUAUCCUGGGCAUUGGCUAUCACAUUGGACGGACAAUAUUUUUGAUAUUGUUGAAAAUAUGUCAUUUUCUAAAAGACACCUUUGCGGCUCUAAUCAUCAUCGGAGAAGAACUAUAUAAUUUCCUGUGUGAGUUAAAUGCAAGUGCCAGUGCGGUCUCCCACUAUGUACGGACAUCGGCCAAUGGUGGGGUCAGCAGCUUUAUUGACGCUGUGGUGAUUUUUUGCCGUCACCUGAGUAAAUUUUUCUCCAAUACCCGCAUACAUUCAAAACUACUGGCCACCAAAUUGGGAACGUUUGUGUGUGAUUUCUUCCAAUUGUUACGGAAUGCCCUAUUGCUAAUAGCCGACUGUGCUUGGUGGUUAGUAACACUGGUGCCAAGGAUAUUGCUGUGGAUUGUUAUUGCGGUAGGAGAUGCAAUUGUUACCAUAAUAACAACUGUGCGUAAAGCUAUUGUCUACAGUGUCGCUGUGGUGAUCGAGGAUAUAUUCCGUAUAACAAUCGCAGUUGUAUUGCUAAUUGUACUGUGGCACAACAGACGACGUCUGGUGUUAUUCAUAAUUCGUUCUAUACGGCAUUUAAAACGUAUAAUCAUUAUAUGUUUUCGUCGCCUGCGUACUUUAUACAAUCAUGUAUUACGACGCCAACGACGAAAUCCCGUUCAUACUGUACAAAAUUCUACACCCACCCGAUCUCGUUUACCACGUCAAAGUGUUUCACCAGCAGCCGGGUCAAUGGAUAAAUCUCUAGAUAAUCAUCAACGCUGUGUUGUGUGUCGUGACCGUCCCAAAUGUGUACUUCUAUUACCCUGUAAGCAUUUGUGCUUAUGCGAUGAAUGUGCAGAUUAUAUCCUCUUUGCGGCUCAACGUCACACUUGUCCACUUUGUCGGGCAAAUAUUGUGCAUUCAAUGUCGGUGUAUACCUGACCAUAUGGGACGAGAUGUUCGGUGGGUUUUUGCAUCAAUCUGACCAACAUAAAAAUGUAUAUUGUCAUCCUAUGCAAUAAGAUUAGCAGAUAAGAGUUAUUUUGUACAAAUUACUUCUAAGUUUAUAUAUUUUUAAUAAAAUCUCAUUUUAUCUACGAUUA
This is a messenger RNA of Musca domestica (house fly), 1290 nucleotides long. RefSeq lists its product as uncharacterized. NCBI's taxonomy places the organism in Eukaryota, Metazoa, Arthropoda, Insecta, Diptera, Muscidae. The record is from RefSeq and is a predicted model, not a curated record. Bases 143 to 1129 code for a protein of 328 amino acids. Gene Ontology annotation, molecular function: ubiquitin protein ligase activity. Gene Ontology annotation, biological process: ubiquitin-dependent protein catabolic process; protein ubiquitination. The transcript has 2 exons.